Messenger RNA from Haemorhous mexicanus (house finch), 1329 nucleotides. It is a transcript of the gene HM13, whose product is annotated as histocompatibility minor 13. Gene Ontology annotation, molecular function: aspartic endopeptidase activity, intramembrane cleaving. Gene Ontology annotation, cellular component: lumenal side of endoplasmic reticulum membrane; membrane; cytoplasmic side of endoplasmic reticulum membrane. Lineage: Eukaryota; Metazoa; Chordata; Aves; Passeriformes; Fringillidae. The record is from RefSeq and is a predicted model, not a curated record. The transcript is spliced from 12 exons. Gene Ontology annotation, biological process: membrane protein proteolysis. The coding region runs from base 16 to 1128 and encodes 370 amino acids.
GUGGGAGCAGCCGCCAUGGAGGAGCCCGCGGCGCACAACGGCAGCGCCGCCGGGGCCGCGCCCGGGGCCGGGACCCCCGCCCGCCCGCCCGCCACCCCCGAGGGCAUGGCGCUGGCCUACGGCAGCCUCGUCCUCAUGGCGCUGCUGCCCAUCUUCUUCGGGGCGCUGCGCUCCGUCAGCUGCGCCAAGAGCAAGAACUCCUCGGAGAUGCCAGAGACCAUUACCAGCCGAGACGCUGCUCGCUUUCCCAUUGUUGCCAGUUGCACCCUCCUGGGCCUCUACCUCUUCUUUAAAAUAUUCUCUCAAGAGUACAUCAAUCUUCUGCUUUCCAUGUAUUUCUUUGUGCUGGGGAUCCUGGCCUUGUCCCACACUAUCAGCCCCAUGAUGAACAGAUUCUUCCCUGCAAAUUUCCCCAACAAACAGUACCAGCUCCUCUUCACCCAGGGCUCCGGGGAGAGCAAGGAGGAAAUAGUGAAUUAUGAGUUUGACACCAAGGAUCUCGUGUGCCUGGCCUUGAGCAGUGUUGUGGGGGUCUGGUACCUGCUGAGAAAGCAUUGGAUUGCCAACAAUCUCUUCGGGCUGGCAUUCUCCCUCAACGGGGUGGAGCUGCUGCACCUGAACAACGUCAGCACUGGCUGCAUCUUGCUUGGGGGCCUCUUCAUCUAUGAUGUGUUCUGGGUCUUUGGCACCAAUGUGAUGGUGACAGUUGCCAAAUCAUUUGAGGCCCCAAUAAAACUGGUUUUCCCUCAGGACCUGCUGGAGAAGGGGCUGGACGCCGACAAUUUCGCCAUGCUGGGACUGGGAGACAUUGUCAUUCCGGGGAUCUUCAUUGCCUUGCUGCUGCGGUUUGAUAUCAGCCUGAAGAAGAACACGCACACGUAUUUCUACACCAGCUUUGUGGCCUACAUCUUUGGGCUGGGCCUCACCAUAUUCAUCAUGCACAUCUUCAAGCAUGCCCAGCCUGCGCUGCUGUACCUGGUCCCUGCCUGCAUUGGAUUCCCACUUCUGGUGGCCUUGGCAAAGGGAGAAGUAACCGAAAUGUUCAGCUACGAAGAGAGCUCAACCCCCAAGGAGGCAGCAGGGGCUUCCAAAGAAGAGCCAACAGAAGCCUCCAAGAAGGAGAAGUGACCUUGCCCGUGGGCCAUGCCCGGUGCUGCUGGGCUGGGGCCCUUCAAGACCCUUUGCAAGUGACAGACGACGAAACAAUUGUGCAAGAGCAUCGUGUUGUGUGUGUUGGAGCAGCCACCCAGGUGGGGUAUCGAUGUAUGCCGGUUUUUAAAUUUUGUAUUGUGCAUUUGCUUUCUCUCAUAUUAAACCAUAUUGAAGGAA